ACAAAGACACAGACAGAGGAAAGGGGAGAGAAAAGAGACCUUUGACAAAAUGUCAGAGACAAAACUGAACACAAGCACUUGGAGGACAUACUCAAGAGCCUCGUUCUCUUUCUAAUCUCUGUCAUCAGUUUGCUCUCCUUUUUCCCUCCCGACGCUCCCCGUCCUGCCCAUCCUUCCAUGAAUCCCAGCAAAACCGAAGACCACCUCUUCUCUCCCCACCACCAGCUCAACCCCCAUGAUCUGGAACCCCCACCACCACAACCCUCCCAGAUCCUCGAUUCCUUGCCGUCCAUUCCCCACGUUUCCGAAGACGACCCCACUUUCUCCCUCCCAGAAAUCGUCCUUUUCCGCUCCUCUUCUUCCCCUUCAUCCUCCUCUUCGUCCUCGCAGAGCCACUGCUCCUCCGAGUCGCCCUCCAACUCACGUCACUUGCCGAUCCAUCCUGCUCCGGGCCCCACCUCAGCCCCUGCUCCCAAGCUCCACAUCAGCCCCGAGCCCCACAUAUCGUCCCAGUUCUACACCUUCAAUGCGCAGUCCCACUCUCUGAUGAUCCGCUGCCUCCUGGAGCACCGACUCGCCACUCCGGCCGAGAUCCGGGCAGCCACGCCCCGCCCCGUCCUCAAGUCCUGGCGCGCCGUCUGGAAGGACCGCAACGAGGACACCGCCUUCCUCACAGCCUGGAAGCGCAUCCAGGAUAAGCUCUCCGCCCACGUCGACCCCACCAACGGUAACCAAUUCCUUUGCUUCAAAAACAAUUCCCAGCAAUUCGUUUCCCAUAUUAACCAGUGGCAAGAUAUCGUUAUGACUUCCCACUCCGAUACUGAUAUCAAACACCUGGGGCUUAAAGACACCAUUGAGAGAAUUAAGCAGGGUUGGACCGUUGGUGCCAAAUUUUACGGCAUCCCGGAGAGUUACAUUAGGGUUUGUGUCGCCGCGUGCCCUUUGUGCUCUGCGGCAUCAUCGGGGGGCUCCUCCGCUGCUGCGCGAACCAAGCGACGUAGGUUUGAGUACACCGAGUCCUUUGAUGUGCCUGCAAGUGAAGUGCCCAAUAAGCUUCAGCAAUUGGCUUCCAAGCAUAAAGUUGUACUCUGCAUUAGGCAGAAGUAUAUAAGGUAUAAGCCGUUUAUGGCGGAGGUGAAGGAUUAUGCUUGUCAUAGGGCAGGGGAGCCUGCCACGAAGAAGUCAAAGGUUUUGAAGAGGGAGCCGUAUGCAUCCAAGCGUUGCGGGUGCGGCUUUCGGAUUAGGGCAAUUGUGCCAAUUGCUAAUUAUAAUGAGAAGGAUAAGACUUUUGUGUAUCAGGAAGAGGGGAUGGCGGUAUUUAAGUUGUAUGCUGUGCAUACAGGGCAUGAGCCGGGGCCGCUGGAUGGGAAUGCGAGGAUAAUGCAUAGGUUUGUGGGGCAUAAAGGUGCGUUUUUGAUGGACCAGGAAACAGUUUACGGGGUGAGUGAGGAAAUGGAGAAUGAUGGGUUUGGGUUGGUGGGGAAGGAUGAUGGGGAUAUGCAACUUUCAGUUUUGCAGCAGUUGCAGGAAUUGAGAACCGAGGUUGGGCUGUUAGAAGGGAAAAUUGCAAAACUUCCGCACGAGUUAUUGGGUUUGGUCUCUCAGGAAUUGUGCGAGAUUGUUAAUAAAGUUAGAGCUGUUGGGGAAGAGAGUUUGAGAGCAAUUGGGGUGAUCUCUCACAAGCCACAUUCAGAUGAUGUGCUGGUUGGUGAGAAUGAUCUGGCGCAUUGGAGUGAUCAUCACCAUGAGCGGAUUUAUGGUGAUAGCAAGGGCACGGAUUUGCUCGAGGAUGAUGAAGACAGUUUUGGGGGGACUCUUGGCGAUGUUGUUCCUUGGGACCAGAUGAGGGAAGAUUGUCAGAGUCAUAAGGAUCUAAUAGGCGAGCAUUGUAAGCCUGAAAAGUGGUUAAAAUGCAGUGAUUUUGAUGAGAAAAGUAUUCUUGAUUGUGAAGAUACUAAACUAAACAAGCCCAUUAGAAACGAUGAGGCUAUAGUUGCAGAUGUAGGUCUUGUUGGCAUACAGGUUGAUAGUUUCUACCAAGAGAAUCAUAAAUGGUAUGAUUCUCCUUGUGGGUUGGACAGCAAUGCAGAUUGCGAGGAUAGUGGAUUUGGGCAUGACGAGAUUUUGUAGUCUUCAACAGCAUGGUCAAUCUAGUCUAACUUAGUCGUGGAUUUUUGUAGUAGCCAUUCAUCCCUUCUCACUGCCAGAAGUGGGUUGUACAUUAAUGUAUACAGAAGACUUGACACCGGAGCCGCUCACAUGCUUUCUAGUUGUCUUCGCUGCGUGUGGUUCUGUAAAGUAGAGCUGAAUUGGGUUUCUCUGCACAUAUUUGUUUUAAUUAUUUGAUAAUUAUGUUCUUUGCCUUAAAAUUUUUGCUUGGUUUUAUUUAUGAUGCAAAUUAGUGACUAUUACGAUCUGUUUUUCUUCUUUGGAAUUCUUGUAUAUAUUACAUGUCUUCUCUUGCUUCCACUAUUCUGGUGGCAUGAUAUUGUGGUUGUAAUUUGCCUUUCUCUUAUAUUUUACUUCUUUAUAAGCCUUUUUUUUCCCUGAAAGCUCAGUUGCCAUUCACAUUUUAGAUUAUCUGCUUCACCUGGACAUAGUGCAUAACUAAGUUUGCGCAAUUUGUUGUGGAGGUCGCCCUUGAUCGACUGGUUUGUAUGUGUUUCAAUAGAUGAUUAUACAUCUGAAGGGACUUUCUGCUUUUACAUGAAAAGCAUUCCUUUCUCUUUUUUUCUUUAGAGGGUGGGCGGGGGGGAUUAUUCUCCAUGCUUUUAACAAUCUUUUUCUAUACUGUUGGGAAUGCUAGCAAAAUGCUUUUGGGUGGUUAUGAAGUGGCAUCAUAUUUAUUCGAAUGCCUUGCAGUUUCACCCCUGAAAAUCUGAGUUACAUUUGGACUUUAAUCAUCGAUCUUUGGGUUUAAUGGUUUUGUUGCUGUGAAUGCUGAUGGCAAACUAUGCUAUUGGUUCUACUUGUGGCCAAUUACCUACCAAGUUAGGAGGUGAUAACUGCGCGUGUAAUUUUUGUGGUUUGUUUUUCUGCAUCUCACCUUCUAUGACAAAUGAGAAAGAAGGAAAUUGAUCUACUUAUCUACUCUUCCUUAACACUAGUUUCUCUCUCUUCCCCAAACUUUUACCUAUCUGGUUGUGUCUAUCUCUAUACAAUUCACUCUACCAAAUUGAUGGUACCAAUCUGUGUUGAAAAAGACGCUUCUGUAAUUGUGGUGUUCCUGACCUGGAAGCUUGAACUAAUUGGUGGAGAAACAUCUUGUUUGGGUACAUAUAAAUCCUAUCUGGUCGCUAUCGCAAUUAUAAGUACUGCAUUUUAAAGCAUCGGUAAGUUGACGUUAUUCAAUGGUUCAGUGUGUAAGAGACGCAGAUUCUACCUUGUUGACUGUAUUGAAAAGGUCUUGAGACUCCUUAUUUGAAAUUUUUGUUCCAGGCUUGUUGAUUUGGACAUUUUGCGGAUUGCUCGUGUCUGAUUAAGGACACUGUACCUGGCAAAAGACUCUGCAAGAUACAAGCACCAUAAAUUGAAGAGUGUAGGUGCUAUUCAAAGCCAGAAUAUGUAACUCUAGAGUAGGUUGAGUCCUAUCAAGAAAAGGUGCAGAUAUUCUGUUUAUUCUUUCAAUAGGUCUAUUCUCGUUUAUCUAAAUUAUAUCAACGUGCUCUUUUAAGGCUUACAUCUUUAUCAUAGCGGUCUCUCUCCUAAAAUUUUAUGUAUCUUGUGUUAUUUUGUCUCCGAUUAAUAUGCUCGGUCACUUUCUAAA
This is a messenger RNA of Juglans microcarpa x Juglans regia, 3766 nucleotides long. RefSeq lists its product as uncharacterized. The record is from RefSeq and is a predicted model, not a curated record. The transcript has a single exon. Bases 178 to 2130 code for a protein of 650 amino acids. Lineage: Eukaryota; Viridiplantae; Streptophyta; Magnoliopsida; Fagales; Juglandaceae.